GCAGAAAUCCGACGCCGUUUGGGAUCUUCACGCGAUAAAAAACGAGGAGAAGUGGGCGUCAAUAGGACGAGGAAGUUGGGAGUUCAGUCCGACGAGACCAGUUGCUGAAAUUUAGGGUCCAAGACGAGAGAACAAACUCCGAAACCUUGAUCGCGUUAAUUAUCUCUCGAUCGGCUUUCCGUUAAGAUUUUGUGUGGAAAUUCGGGUAUGGACACGAGGUAGGGGAAAAUCAAGGAAGGGGCGGUGAUGAAAUUUAAAUGCAGCUGGAGAAAUCACGUUCCACUUUUUCUUUCUUUUACGGUUGUUCAAGGUUGUAGUUCUGUCACGGAAAUUUUGACUGCAAACCGCUAAUUAGAUUUGUCAAUCGACCGGGUUAGGGCCGGUGUAUCGUUAGAUAAAUUUCAACUUAAAGGGAAAGCUACCAAAUUCAAGCCAGGAAAGUUACUUGCUUCUUUUAUCAUUGAAGCUACUUGAUGGCAGAGAAAGCAUGUGUGAAACGCCUCCAGAAGGAAUAUAGAGCACUUUGUAAAGAACCUGUUUCCAAUGUCACAGCUAGGCCUUCCCCAAAUGAUAUUCUUGAAUGGCAUUAUGUACUAGAGGGAAGUGAAGGAACACCUUUUGCAGGUGGUUAUUACUAUGGGAAGAUCAUGUUUCCUCCAGAGUAUCCAUUUAAACCUCCUGGGAUCAGCAUGAUUACUCCAAAUGGACGUUUUAUGACACAAAAGAAAAUCUGCCUGUCUAUGAGUGAUUUUCACCCAGAAAGUUGGAACCCGAUGUGGUCUGUAGCAAGCAUACUUACAGGACUUCUCUCAUUCAUGAUGGACAACAGUCCCACAACUGGCAGUGUUACUACUACUGUGGCUGAGAAGCAACGGUUAGCAAAUUCUAGUCUUGCUUUCAAUUGUAAGAACCCGACAUUCAGGAAAAUUUUCCCAGAGUAUGUGCAGAAGUAUGAACAGAAGCAGCUUGCAGAUCAGCGUGUGGAGGAGCACGAGUCUACUGCGCAUAAUUUGAAAUCUAAUUCCAGACCUUUGUUGGAGAAAAUGGGCAAUUCUAAGCAAGAGGAGAACCCUAAGAGGGUAGAAGGCCCAAGGGAUCUGAAAAAUGCCAGGAAACAAUCUAUCCCAACCUGGGUGCUGUUGGUACUGUUUUCCAUCUUCGGUGUCGUAAUGGCCCUGCCCCUGCUUCAACUGUGACAGUAAGUAGAGAAUGGAGGAGGGACACCAUAUUUAGGGUGGUUAGCAGACAAACAGGCCUCUGCAAUUCAAUGGAACCCUGCUGAGUGCUUGACGUCUGUCUGAGGUUUGUGAUUAUAUCUAACUGAACUUGUAUAGGCUGGUGAUGCAAAUGGGGGGAGAGGGUCGAUUGCGAUUGGACUCUAGGCCGAGACGAUGGUUCUCUUUCCAUAUAUUCUACUGUUGUCGUUUGGUUUUGUGAACUUAGGUUUGACCAGUACAAGCUUGUGAUCACACCACCUCCACGACCACGUUCUAUUUAGAGGUUUUUGUUAUUAUCUUUUUUUUAGGAUGACUACCCUUUAUGCGGUCUCCAGCUUUCGUGCCCUCAAUUCUAGUAGAAGAGGUAAAUUACAGGUGUGAAGUUUUGUUUCA
Messenger RNA from Diospyros lotus (date-plum), 1610 nucleotides. Its product is annotated as ubiquitin-conjugating enzyme E2 34-like. Bases 474 to 1196 code for a protein of 240 amino acids. The record is from RefSeq and is a predicted model, not a curated record. The transcript has 11 exons. NCBI's taxonomy places the organism in Eukaryota, Viridiplantae, Streptophyta, Magnoliopsida, Ericales, Ebenaceae.